GCCGCGCCGGCCAGGCUGCCAGAGCUGCGCCUGCCCAGCGCCCGGGGCUGCCGCCCCGCCAGGACGAGGGAAGGAGGGCGCUGCCUGCGGGGAGGAAGCUGGAUGAAGACUCGUGCCUCCGGGCGGGUUCGCCAGCCCCUCGGGCAUGAAGGGGACGGCGGGGACUCUGCCCUGCCCCGCAGCCGAGCGGGGACAUCAGGAAGACAGCUGCCUUCAGAUGAUACAGAACUCACUGACAGUUGCUCUUGCUUCCGUCCUACUUCAUGAGAACAUCAGAAGAUACUGAGCAGAUGGUACGUGAACAAUACACUACAACAACACCAGGCACUAGCCUAGAGAGGCCGAAGAAUGAAUAUGUCUACAAAAUUGGAAUUUAUGGCUGGAGAAAGCGUUGCCUCUACCUGUUUGUUCUCCUCCUGCUUAUCAUCCUCGUUGUGAAUUUUUCUUUGACAAUUUGGAUUCUUAAAGUGAUGUGGUUUUCCCCAACUGGAAUGGGACACCUGCGUGUCACGAAAGAAGGCCUUCGUCUGGAAGGGGAAUCGGAAUUCUUAUUCCCUCUUUAUGCCAAAGAAAUCCAUUCUCGAGUGGACUCAUCACUGCUUCUCCAGUCUACUCACAAUGUGACUGUGAAUGCUCGCAAUUCAAAUGGGGAAGUCACAGGCAGAUUAAAUGUGGGUCCUAAAAUGGUAGAAUUCCACGGUCAGCAAUUUCAGAUCAACUCAAAGGAUGGCAAGCCACUUUUUACAGUGGAUGAAAAUGAGGUUGUAAUUGGCACAGAUAAACUUCGAGUCACAGGGCCUGAAGGAGCACUUUUUGAACACUCUGUAGAAACACCACUUGUGAAGGCAGAAGCUUUUAAACAGCUCAGGCUGGAAUCACCAACUCGAUCUUUGAGCAUGGAUGCACCACGAGGAAUUAAUAUCAAAGCGCAAGCUGGCAAUAUUGAAGCUCUUUCCCAGAUGGAUAUCAAACUACACAGCAGUGAUGGUGUGCUUUUGCUCGAUGCUGAAACUGUGCGACUGCCCAAACUGCCUGAGGGUACAAGAGGUGGAUCCGGUAUUUCUCAGGGGCUCUAUGAAAUCUGCGUUUGUCCAGACGGAAAGCUCUACUUGUCAGUGGCCGGCGUAGGCUCCACUUGCCAAGAAUACAGCCGUGUCUGCCAGUGAGGCACCAGAAAAGGCUGCACACCCUCUUGCUAGUCUGAGUUUUAUAUUAUUGCUAAAGAGCAUCACCGAAAGCAGAAUUUUCAGAAUUUUAAAAACAAAAAGUACUUCAGUUUAGAAAACAAAUCUGUAUCUACAACUCUGGACUACAGGGUGAAAGGGGAAGAAGAGCACAAAUGACAUUUCAACUUCAGAAGAAUAACUUUUGAAUAAAAUUAUAUGUUCUGUCAGUAACACUUGGAAAACAGCCUUACAGAGAGCAUAAAAAAAAAAUAAAAGGAGUAUGUUUCCUUGCUGAACUAUUAUUCAGUCAGAUGAUUAUGUCAUUGUUAAUAUUUUUGAGCUCUGUGGGUUUUUUCUCUCACUACAUGUAAACACUGCAUUAGUGGGUGAAAUUAAAUUGAGGGAACUACUUGAACUAUUUGCUAAAACAAAGCAUUAUUUGGGGAAUUCAGAAAGUGCCAGCAAAUGGUCUAUGCAAUUUUGUUCCUGCAAUAACACAAGAUAUGAAAAAUGUAGUAUUUGUAUAAGUUCUGUGUAAAAGUUGUUAAUUUGCUAAUAGCUUUCUAUUUUAAUUUGGCAACAUAUAUGCUGAUUUGCUUAUUACUGAGAUUCAUAUAAAAAUAACUAAUACAAAAAGCUCCAGGAGUCAUUUAUACCUCCCUGUGUCUCAAAUCUGUUCACUAUACAACAGAGAAAUAUGUUAAUAUAUUUUAUAAUAGUAAUAGUUUGUUGUACUGCCUGUACCGUCAUACUUGUUUAAACCCUUUUAUAUUUUAGGACAUGCUAAUUCAACAAGGCAAUUUGCUCUGCCAGCUGGACUAGUAAAAAGAAAAAAAUAUGUGGCUCCAGAUUGUCUGACACAAGGAACUGUUUGGGCGGUGGGGAAAAAAAAUCCUUUUUUGCAGCCCACAGGAUUCAAUUAAGAGGACUAUUUCAUUUCCAUCUGCAGCUGUUGACUGAUAUUUCUGAUCCUGUCAGAGUGGGACUCCAUCACAAACGGAGAGAGUAAAACUACUCUUUAUUAUUUUUUACAUUAGGACUUUGGAUACAAAAUAAAUGCUCACCAGAGUUGACAAACCAUUUAUUGACCUUGUAGAGAAACACAACUGCAGACCCUUUCCCCUGUACAGUGUUGCACUGAACUCAAAUAAAUUGUUUGCACACCUCUGGGUA
This is a messenger RNA of Aquila chrysaetos chrysaetos, 2339 nucleotides long. It is a transcript of the gene SGCG, whose product is annotated as sarcoglycan gamma. Bases 264 to 1166 code for a protein of 300 amino acids. The record is from RefSeq and is a predicted model, not a curated record. Gene Ontology annotation, cellular component: sarcolemma; sarcoglycan complex. Gene Ontology annotation, biological process: cardiac muscle tissue development; heart contraction. The transcript has 9 exons. Lineage: Eukaryota; Metazoa; Chordata; Aves; Accipitriformes; Accipitridae.